AUGAUUAGCAAAGAUACUAAGGGUAAUCGUCGUGAAAACUUGGAAAGAUAUUUGAAUUGGUUACAAGAAAAUGGAGCAAAAUUUGAAGGAAUUGAAAUAAGUGAUUUUGAAGGCUAUGAACUUGGCUUAAAAGCACAGCGAGAUUUCUCUGAAGAUUCCUUACUUCUCACUGUUCCAAGUAAAGUUAUGAUGAGCGAAAAGGAUGCUCUGGACUCAGAAUUGGGUGCUUUUAUCAAUGUUGAUCCCAUUUUAAAAAAUAUGCCUAAUAUUACAUUGGCUCUGUUUUUACUUUUAGAAAAAAAUAAAGAAGAUUCCUUUUGGAAACCUUAUAUUGAUAUUCUCCCAGAUAAAUAUACAACUGUUUUGUAUUUUACACGAGAGGAAUUAGCUGUGCUUAAGCCAUCACCGGUUUUUGAUUCUUCAUUAAAACUUUACCGCAGUAUAGCACGACAGUAUGCUUAUUUUUAUAAUAAAAUUCACAAUAUGGAUAUACCUGCACUGAAAAAUUUACAAGAGAUAUUUACUUUCAACAACUACAGG
Molecule: messenger RNA, 540 nt
Organism: Iphiclides podalirius (scarce swallowtail)
Lineage: Eukaryota; Metazoa; Arthropoda; Insecta; Lepidoptera; Papilionidae
Source: the annotation of a GenBank genome assembly